AUGUCAUCAUCCAGGUUUAAGGGCCUGUCUCCUCAGAAACCAAGAACACAGAAGUACGAGCCUAUAGAACAGAUCUUAGUAAUUACACUUUUAAACUGCAAAACUCUUCUUGCGUCUCCUCUUCUUCUUUCUUUCUCUUUUUCCUUUGAUAAAUGGAGAGAUGAGAGAGAGAUCUCGAUCUCGACGAUUGCUCUUUCACCGUGGCAUCUUCUUCUCUUAGCUUCGAUUUCUCUCAACUUCGUCUUAGGUAUAUCUGGUGAUUCGAAGAGUUCGAGUACUGAAGCAAAAGCUGAAUCUCAUACUUCUUCCAGCAAAACAGACACAAAAGUGAUACUCAUACUGCUCGGGUUUGGUGCUGUAGCGGGAUUCACGUUUGUCUUGUACAAACUGUGGCAGAAGAAGAAAAGAGACGAGCAGUAUGCUCGGCUGCUGAAGCUGUUCGAGGAGGAUGAUGAACUCGAGGACUCCUGAUUAAAAGUAAAACCAAAAUCUGGAACAAUG
Molecule: messenger RNA, 501 nt
Organism: Camelina sativa (false flax)
Lineage: Eukaryota; Viridiplantae; Streptophyta; Magnoliopsida; Brassicales; Brassicaceae
Source: RefSeq, a predicted model, not a curated record